Closterium sp. NIES-65 is the source of this 1575-nucleotide messenger RNA. The record is from the annotation of a GenBank genome assembly. NCBI's taxonomy places the organism in Eukaryota, Viridiplantae, Streptophyta, Zygnematophyceae, Desmidiales, Closteriaceae.
AUGGCAUGCCAUCCCGCACAUCUCAUCGAGCCAGUGAUUGGCCCCGAGAGCGGCCAGCGUGCGCCCUUCUUCUCGCCCUCCACGUUCCGCGCCGCAUAUCUCUCCCCCCACUUCCCCUCCCUCUCCCCCCACCCUUCCCCCCCCCAGGGCCGCGCGGCGCUGAGCGGGUUCACGCGGCUGUCCAAGGGGCUGGCGGCGGUGCUGCUGAUGGGCUACGUCGUGUCGCUGCUGCCCUCCGCGCACACCGCCUUCGCGCUGCUGCCCGGCAGGCAAGUGCCGCCCGCACAGGCAAGUGCCGCCCGCACAGGCAAGUGCCGCCCGCACAGGCAAGCUGCACGGCCGACCAUCCCCUUCGCGUGGAAUCUCGUCACAGCGGGCCUCUUCGAGCGCCAUCUCUUCACGCUAGUGCUGGACGUGGUGGCUUUGCUGUUCCUGGGGCGGGUGCUGGAGCCGGUGUGGGGGUCGCGCGAGUUCCUGCGCUUCGUGCUGAUCGUGAGCACGCUGACCACCGUGUGCACCUUCAUCGCCAUGGUCACCGCCUACUACUUCACCUUCCAGGGCUACUUCCUGUACGAGCCGAUCUCAGGGUUCCACGGGGUGGUGGCGGGGCUGCUGGUGGGCGUCAAGCAGCUCAUGCCCGAACAGGACAUCACCGUCGCCUACGUCCUCAAGUUCCGCGCCAAGUGGCUGCCAUCCCUCUUCGUGCUGCUGACGGUGGUGCUGUGUUUCUGCAUCGGCCACUACCGCCAGCUGCUGCCCUUCAUCCUAUUCGGCACGUACACCAGCUGGGCGUAUCUGCGUUUCUUCCAGCCCAAGGGCGACAGCGGCCUCAAGGGCGACCCCACCGACGACUUUGCCUUUGAGACCUUCUUCCCAGAGGCGCUCAGACCGGUGGUGGGCACUGUAGCAACCAUUCUCGGGCGGCUGCUGUGCGGGCGGCGGGUGGAUCGGGCUGCGGUGGUGGAUGAGGACGAGCUGCUGGCGGCCGGCAAGCCGCUGCCCGGCUCCGACCCCGCUGAGGCCUCCCGGCGCAGGUGGGGUCAGGGGCAGGUGGGGUCAGGGGCAGGUGCGGUCAGGGGCAGGUGCGGUCAGGGGCAGGUGGGGUCAGGGGCAGGUGGGCUUUCCUCUGUCUCACUGCUCGUUCUCUUCUCUACCUCACCCUCCGUUCCUACCACGUACUUAGAGAAAAGGUUGAGUGAAGACCGAUGUCGGGCUUUGUGGCUGCUGAAGCCUCUUGCAGCGCAUACACCUUCUCUCAUGUUCGGCUGGCGCUUUGUGCAUGCUCCAGAUGAGCUGCCGGUGUUUGUUGGAGACUCUGCCUCAAUCCUCACUCCUACUUCCAUCUUUGUCCGCUGGUCCCCCCCUCCUGUCACGCACAGGGAGAGGGGAGCAAGGGCGCUGGAGGAGAGACUGGCCAAGGCAGCAGAGGCGGCAGCUGCAGGGGCUGCGGGUGCCGGGGGCUCUGCUGCUAGCGGCGCCGCUGCUGCUGCUGCCCCCUCUGCUCUUACAACGGGUGCUUCCCUCGGGCCGACUGAGCGCAGUGCCUCCAGUGGCAACCUGGCGGACAAGGUGUGA